Molecule: messenger RNA, 2872 nt
Organism: Sesamum indicum (sesame)
Lineage: Eukaryota; Viridiplantae; Streptophyta; Magnoliopsida; Lamiales; Pedaliaceae
Source: RefSeq, a predicted model, not a curated record
CCUCUCUGUCUGUUAAGAUGAAAUCGAUAUCAGAAGAUGGGAUUGCGUUAUCACUCACGUUUCUUUAGGAAAGGAAAUGGUUAUGCUAUUUGAGUAUUGGUUGUAUUUUGGUUGGAAUUUGAAUAAAUCACUGAAGGGUGAGAAUUGUAGUACUCUGAGUUGAUUUCGAUCUAGGGUUUCUUUGGGGAUUGUCGUUCGGGGAUAAAUCAGAUCGAUUUGCAGAUGGCAAGGGGAGGCAAAAUUGGAAAUAAACGCAAGACCAGGAACAAGGUCCGAUUGGAGAAAAAAGGUUCAGAUGAGUCAGAUGAAGAUUAUAAGGUGGAUGAAGAUGAGGAAUUUGAUGAGUCGGAGGAUGACUAUUGUUCUUCUCUUGCUGAGGAUGAAUCAGAGGAGAGUCUAGGGGAAUUAGAGGAGGAAGAAGAAGAGGAAGAGGAGUGGGUAGAAAAGAAGGCUAAGAAGGUUGGAAAGUCUCGAAGGGGAAAAGGUUUUCAAGGGAGAAAGAAAAAUGGGCUUGUGAAGCCAAAAAGUAAAAAGGUAGCUUACAGUGAAGAAGAAGAAGAGGAUUACGACGAUGACUAUCUUUCUGGUGCUAAGCGGCGAAAGAAAAAUAAGGUAUCAUACAAAGAAGAGGAAGAUGAUUAUAUUGAGAUUUUCUCCAGACAAGAAGAAGAUGAAUUUGUUAAUGAAAAGCAGAGAAAGAAAUCCCGGGUUUCGAAAACAGGGAUAUGUGGGGAUUCUUGUAAAGAGAAUCCUAGAGAUAAAGAUAAAGUUUCAUAUCGAGAGGAAAGGGAAGAGAGUGAGUUUGAUGAUUCUGAUGACGAAGAUGAUGAGGAGUUUAGUCCAGGUGAGGUUUUGAAGAGAACCAGAAGGAAGCUGGGUAAGAGACGAGUUUUGAAGAAAAAAAAUAGAUCUAAUCUUUUUAAGGAGUUCAGAGAUGAGAACCAUAAUCCACGGAAAAAGAAAAUGACCACGGGAUGGGGUUGGGGGAGGAGGAGGAAGCCAAAUGUGAAUUCUGAUUCAGAUUUUGUAAGCUCGGGAUCAUCUGAUUAUGAAUACACCAUAUCUGAAGAAGAGAGAGAACAGAUUAGAGAGGCUACUGAAUUUUGCAGCAGGUUGAACCCCAGUUUGAGGAGUUCAAGUUCUUUGAAGAUGAUCAAAGAGGAAGAAACAUUGCCUUCAAAAACAAAACGCCCAGGAAAAAAGGGCAAGCAAAAGAUGAUAGACAUGAAGAUUGAGGUAGGGAAGCAGGUUUGUGGAAUUUGUCUAUCCGAAGAAGGGAAGAGAACAGUCAGAGGAGUUUUGAAUUGUUGCAGUCAUUACUUUUGUUUUGCUUGCAUCAUGGAGUGGUCAAAGGUGGAAUCUCGCUGCCCGCUCUGCAAGCAAAGGUUUGCAACCAUAAGUAGAACUGCCCGAGCAGAUGAUGGGCAGGAUCUAAAGGAUGCUGUUUUUCCAGUUCCCGAACGUGAUCAGGUUUAUCAGCCAUCUGAGGAAGAGCUCAGGGGCUACCUUGAUCCAUAUGAGAAUGUUCUUUGUACUGAGUGUCAGCAAGGUGGGGAUGAUGCAUUUAUGCUUCUGUGUGAUCUCUGUGAUUCACCUGCACAUACUUAUUGUGUUGGUCUAGGACGAGAAGUACCAGAGGGAAAUUGGUACUGUGAUGGCUGCAGGCCAACAGCUCUUGCUUCCUCAAAUGCUCAAGCUCUAAACGCUACCUCUGAUCAUGGAGGAAUUAAUAAUUCGUCUGUCGGUUCAUCACCUGUUGCUGCUGUUCGCGAAACUUUUGAUCUCAAUGAGGUAUAUGUACCUGACACCCCAUUAACUCAAGUGACUGGGCACUCUCAAUCACCUAGACCUUCUCUUGGGGUUCAAGCUACUUCACCUGCUUCAGGGUCUGGGGCAUUUACUCUUUUUGAAAGACGACGCAUACAGCGUCAGAUACAUCAGCUUCUUAAUAAUAGGAGUCGACAAUCUGACAGGAGUGAUGGUAUGGCCCCAGCAUCAGGUAUCAAUCUUUUUGGUUCACUGAUUGGUAGGGAUAUGGUGGCAGCAACUCAAACCACAGUUAUGCCAGCAAGGACUGCACCAGAUAAUAUCCAUCUCCAGCAAAGAUUACCUGACUAUAACAUGCCAUCAUUGUAUAAUAGGGAAGUCUUUUCUCCCAGAUUAAGCAGUUUGAGGGGCGAUGCACUUCGGAAUCAAGCUUCUACGUCCAGUGAUCACUCUUUUGCUGGACUGUCACAAAAUCAGUUUGCUGGGAUCAAUGCAGGGAUUAGUGGGGGUUUAGGUCAUCAACAACUCCAUCCUUGCGGUGGCCCAUCAAAUACUGGGCCUGAUGCUAGCACAUCAGCAUAUCAAUUUAGAGAGGCUACAGUACCUUCAAGGACAUUGCAAGGACGGUUACACACACACAAUUUUAGCUGAAGGUCAACUGUUACCACUUACAGAGAUUAGCCAUUGGAAGGAUGUCCAAUUUCAGGUGAAUGUUUGUGUUGUUCCCAUCAGUUCCUCAGCCAUGCACUGAGGGAAAUAAUGUACACUCGAGUUCCUGUGUUCCUCAUGAAUCAGGCUCUCUUUGCAAGGAGGGAACUCGGGUCUGCAUCAAGCAUUCUCUCGGUCAACUUUCUCGGGUUUGAAGCUCCUUUUUGGCUAGAUUAGGAUUUUCUUGAUUUGGUUGGAAACAGAAAAACGACUAACAAACGUAGACUAGCUGGUCGAUGACAUUGUUAUUGAUAGAUUCUUACACGAGCAGGGUGCUCUUUUCCUUGCUAUUUAUCGGGUUUGUGCAUUUUUCAGCAAUUGUGAUCUAAGGAAACCUUGUAAACUGUAUUUCUUCAUGUCAUUAAUAGGAUUUGAUCCGAGCACAUUGUCGCACCAA